Messenger RNA from Sapajus apella (tufted capuchin), 6575 nucleotides. It is a transcript of the gene ANKIB1, whose product is annotated as ankyrin repeat and IBR domain containing 1. Gene Ontology annotation, biological process: positive regulation of proteasomal ubiquitin-dependent protein catabolic process; protein polyubiquitination; ubiquitin-dependent protein catabolic process. The transcript is spliced from 23 exons. Gene Ontology annotation, cellular component: cytoplasm; ubiquitin ligase complex. Bases 719 to 4150 code for a protein of 1143 amino acids. Gene Ontology annotation, molecular function: zinc ion binding; ubiquitin conjugating enzyme binding; ubiquitin protein ligase activity. NCBI's taxonomy places the organism in Eukaryota, Metazoa, Chordata, Mammalia, Primates, Cebidae. The record is from RefSeq and is a predicted model, not a curated record.
GAUAGAAUGCAAGGGUGAUGGGGUUGGUGCAGUAGCAGCUAGGCUUAAGAAACUUUUUCCUUUUGAGUUUAUCUAAAGCUUUACUCUAGCCUUGAGAGUUGAUUUAACCUUUAUCCCUGGCACUUGGAGGAGAAAACAGUGUAAACUUUUAACAUUUUUUGCCCACUCAGUGCUCACUUUUAGUAAUGUUUGGGCUCUUUCUCCUCUCAGGAAAGAGCAAAAACAAAAGACAUCACCUUGGAUGUAUCCCCAAACCCCCAACUUUAGCCAAAAUUGCCAAAGCAGCCAGGGGAUCAACAGUGAACUCUCCUAGCAUUGGAUCUAUCAUUCUCAAAUUACACUGGCAACUUUGAUCCCUCAUAGUAAAAAGCAGCUCACGUACUGUUUCAUAUUAUGAGCUGCCCAGGCAUCAAAUGGGCCUUCAAGACCACUGUCAGGUUCAGUGAUUCCCUUAGUGAACUCACAGGACUCAGCAUAUAGUUCAAAGUUAAAAUUACAGGUUAAAUUACAAAGUUAAAAGAUUUGAAGCAAAAUCGGCAAGGGGAAAAGGCUCAUGGAAUGAAGCCCAGAUGAAACCAGGCACAAGCUUCCAAGGGUCUUCUUCCCAUGGAAUCACACAAUAUAAUGUGAAAGAUGUUGCAGAAGUGUUCCAGAAGUGGCUGAAGAUAGAAGGAAAAAAGUGCCACUGCCUAUCAGAAAAAACAAAACAAAACAAAACAUGGGAAAUACAACUACCAAAUUUCGUAAAGCACUCAUCAAUGGUGAUGAAAACCUGGCCUGCCAAAUAUAUGAAAACAAUCCUCAGCUAAAAGAAUCCCUUGAUCCAAAUACAUCUUAUGGGGAACCCUACCAGCACAAUACUCCAUUGCAUUAUGCUGCUAGACAUGGAAUGAAUAAAAUAUUAGGGACUUUUCUUGGUAGAGAUGGAAAUCCAAAUAAACGGAAUGUGCACAAUGAAACAUCUAUGCAUUUGUUGUGUAUGGGACCUCAAAUUAUGAUAUCUGAAGGAGCCCUUCAUCCUCGCUUGGCACGCCCCACAGAAGAUGAUUUCAGAAGAGCAGAUUGUCUGCAGAUGAUCUUAAGAUGGAAAGGAGCAAAACUUGACCAGGGUGAAUAUGAGAGGGCAGCUAUUGAUGCUGUUGAUAACAAAAAAAACACACCCUUGCACUAUGCUGCUGCCUCAGGGAUGAAAGCCUGUGUAGAGGUCAGCAAGCUGAAGUACUUUUUAACAUGUUCUCCUCAAUAUGUGAGGCAUUGUUGCUGCCAGCUAUCUUCUGUGCCAAAGCUUUUAGUAAAACACGGAGGAGACUUGUUUGCCGAGAAUGAAAAUAAAGAUACUCCUUGUGAUUGUGCUGAAAAGCAACACCACAAAGAUUUGGCCCUCAAUUUGGAAUCUCAAAUGGUAUUCUCACGGGAUCCUGAGGCUGAAGAAAUAGAAGCUGAAUAUGCUGCAUUAGACAAACGAGAGAUUGUCAACUCCAUGAAGGCUAGAGCCAUAUCUGCCUAUUCAACAGACUGUUUUCAAUGUUUGAAACACUGCUUGCCCAAACCAUAUGAAGGAUUAAGGCCUCAGGAUCUCCGUAGAUUGAAAGAUAUGCUUAUUGUGGAAACUGCAGACAUGCUUCAGGCUCCUCUGUUUACUGCUGAAGCUUUACUUCGAGCUCAUGACUGGGACAGGGAGAAAUUACUUGAAGCUUGGAUGUCCAACCCAGAGAACUGCUGCCAACGAUCAGGUGUUCAAAUGCCAACUCCACCACCAAGUGGGUAUAAUGCCUGGGACACACUCCCAUCUCCAAGAACUCCAAGGACUACACGCUCUUCUGUCACUUCCCCAGAUGAAAUCAGCUUAUCUCCUGGGGAUUUAGAUACCAGUUUGUGUGACAUUUGUAUGUGCAGUAUCUCUGUAUUUGAAGACCCCGUGGAUAUGCCCUGUGGACAUGAUUUUUGUAGAGGAUGUUGGGAGUCGUUUUUGAAUCUGAAAAUUCAAGAAGGUGAAGCUCACAACAUUUUUUGCCCUGCAUAUGAUUGCUUCCAACUUGUGCCUGUGGAUAUCAUAGAAAGUGUAGUUUCAAAGGAGAUGGACAAACGAUACCUACAGUUUGAUAUUAAGGCCUUUGUUGAAAAUAAUCCUGCCAUUAAAUGGUGUCCUACUCCAGGCUGUGACAGAGCAGUCAGACUAACAAAACAAGGGUCAAAUACAUCUGGAUCUGAUACACUCAGCUUCCCAUUGCUGAGAGCUCCUGCUGUUGAUUGUGGAAAAGGACAUCUCUUCUGUUGGGAGUGCCUUGGUGAAGCACAUGAGCCUUGUGACUGCCAAACAUGGAAGAAUUGGCUGCAAAAAAUAACCGAAAUGAAACCAGAAGAACUUGUGGGAGUUAGUGAAGCCUACGAGGAUGCCGCCAAUUGUCUCUGGUUAUUAACUAACUCCAAGCCUUGUGCCAACUGUAAGUCUCCAAUACAGAAGAAUGAAGGCUGCAAUCACAUGCAGUGUGCUAAGUGCAAGUAUGACUUUUGCUGGAUUUGCCUAGAAGAGUGGAAAAAACAUAGUUCUUCCACUGGAGGUUAUUACAGAUGUACUCGCUAUGAAGUCAUUCAGCAUGUGGAGGAGCAAUCCAAGGAAAUGACUGUGGAGGCUGAGAAAAAACACAAACGAUUUCAGGAACUUGACAGAUUUAUGCACUAUUAUACCAGAUUUAAAAAUCAUGAGCAUAGUUAUCAGUUAGAGCAACGCCUUCUUAAAACAGCCAAAGAAAAGAUGGAACAAUUGAGUAGAGCUCUCAAAGAAACUGAAGGAGGCUGUCCAGAUACCACUUUCAUUGAAGAUGCAGUUCAUGUGCUCUUAAAAACUCGGCGUAUUCUCAAGUGUUCUUAUCCGUACGGAUUUUUCUUGGAACCUAAAAGCACAAAGAAAGAAAUUUUCGAACUAAUGCAAACAGACCUAGAAAUGGUCACUGAAGACCUUGCCCAGAAAGUCAAUAGGCCUUACCUUCGCACACCCCGCCACAAGAUCAUCAAAGCAGCAUGCCUUGUUCAGCAGAAGAGGCAAGAAUUCCUGGCAUCUGUGGCUCGGGGAGUAGCUCCUGCAGACUCACCAGAAGCUCCAAGACGCAGCUUUGCUGGUGGAACAUGGGAUUGGGAAUAUUUAGGAUUUGCAUCACCAGAGGAAUAUGCUGAAUUUCAGUAUCGGAGGAGGCACAGACAACGUCGUCGAGGAGACGUGCACAGUCUGCUCAGUAAUCCUCCAGAGCCUGAUGAGCCAAGUGAAAGCACUUUAGAUAUUCCAGAAGGCGGCAGCAGCAGCCGCAGACCUGGCACAUCCGUGGUAAGUUCUACAUCUAUGAGUGUACUGCACAGCUCUUCCCUGCGUGACUACACCCCUGCCAGUCGCUCUGAAAACCAGGACUCUCUUCAGGCUCUGAGUUCCUUGGAUGAAGAUGAUCCCAAUAUACUUCUUGCAAUACAGUUAUCACUGCAAGAGUCUGGGCUGGCCAUCGAUGAAGAAACUAGAGACUUCCUCAGUAAUGAAGCAUCCUUAGGUGCGAUAGGCACUUCUUUACCUUCCAGGCUGGACUCUGUCCCCAGAAAUACAGAUAGCCCUCGGGCUGCAUUGAGCAGCUCUGAGCUUUUGGAACUUGGUGACAGCCUCAUGAGACUAGGAGCAGAGAGUGACCCAUUUUCAACUGACACCCUCAGUUCACACCCUCUCAGUGAGGCAAGAAGUGAUUUCUGUCCCUCAUCCAGUGACCCUGAUUCAGCUGAUCAAGACCCCAACAUCAAUGACAAUCUUCUUGGCAACAUCAUGGCUUGGUUUCAUGACAUGAACCCUCAGAGUAUUGCCCUGAUUCCUCCAGCAACUACAGAAAUUAGUGCAGAUUCCCAGCUCCCCUGUAUCAAAGAUGGGUCAGAAGGUGUGAAGGAUGUGGAACUGAUGCUGCCGGAAGAUUCAGUGUUUGAAGAUGCCAGUGUCAGGGAAGGUAGAGGAACCCAGAUGGAAGAAAAUCAUUUGGAAGAAAAUAUUCUGACUGAGGAAGCAGCAUCUCAAGCUGGUGACAGUGGUAAUGAGGUGGCCAACAGAGUAGAUGGUUCAGAUGUUUCAAGUCAAACACCUCAAACCUCAAGUGACUGGCUUGAACAAGUACAUUUAGUGUGAACUGCACACAUCUGGGCUCUAAAUGAAUUACAGUUAUAGAUGGUAUGCUAGGUGGAGUAUGCUUGAUAGGGACCUUGAUUCACUUAAUUCCAACUCAGUGAUAAACCACCAACAUUAGGGUUGAAUACAAAGGAGUUCCCUUGAAUGGUAGCUUCAUUUUUUAUUUUAACCUUACAGGGAAUUUCCUUUGUACUUAAUCGAAUAGCUUUUCCCCUUUCUGCUGACAAAAAGAAGAGCAAGAGAAAGAGAAAUAAAAAUGAAAUAAAUAGGUUGUAUUCCACAUUUUAAGAAAAUGCAGUCCUCUAUUUAGCCUAGGGUUGACAAUACUUAAAUUGAACAUUUAAACUAAAGGCUUACUCCCUAAUCUUUGGGUGGCUUUCCUUUAAAAACAAAAAAAAAGUUUUCUUCAUUCUAGAAAUUCAUUUUGGAUAGAUCCGAUAACAUGUAUGUUCUCAAUCUCUUUGUGCUCUUCUGUAACUUCCUUUCUUCCUUUUUGUCUAAGCAAUGUGCAUUGAAGUCUCUUUAGUACCACAUCUACCACAGUGUAAUUAGUUUUAAUUUUCACAUGAAGCAAAGAUUUCCUUUCAUGUCUAUUUACAGUCCAAUUGUGCCAAACUCUGACUUGUGUGCUGACUAACAAGGCAUUUAGGUGUGCAGCAUCCUAGAGUGCUCCAGGGCAGUGUCAGCGUUCUUGGGAGUCAAAGGUGCCACUCAGUAGCAAUGAUAGUCCAGAAUUACAUGGGUUUUUGUUGCCGUGGAGACUGCAUUUAUAUAAAUGUAGCCUGUAGCUUAAGUUAACUAAACCUAAUGCUGCUGUUAAAAAGUUUAUUUUAAUAUUAAAAUACAGUUGAUUAGCAACAGCGGUGCUGUAUUUUAAGAGACACUUUAUUGGAAGUGCAAUCAUAGUUAUUUGUUUUCACAAUUUUACAGUGCAUUCUAAUUACUAAUGGGUGCAAUUACUUUUAAUGGUAGGUGUUUUAUAAAAUAGAAAAAAAAGUGGAGUUUUCAUGAGUUAUAGUAAAUCCCACGAUUAUUAAGAAAUUCAGUAAAACAUCCUGCGCAACAUGUUACCGUGCCUUUGCCUAACCUAAAUGGAUAGUUGCCAGUUAAAUAAGUGAGUAAUUCAAAUUUCAAUGUCUCUUCUGAAGUAACUAUGCUAUGAAUUGCAAAGACCUCCAUAAAACCACCCAUGGCCUUGCUUUUACAGUAACAACUAAAUGUUCAGUUUGUUUGCCUAACUAGCAAAUGCUGACAUGUGUUUGUUCUAUUGCACAAUACUCAUUUGCUGUGUGAUUACUGUUUAGUGUUGAAAAAAAUCAACUUCCUAGUUAUCAGUGUCUACUGUGAAGAAAAUACUGGUCUUAGUUAUAAUUAAGAUACAAUGGUACAGUGUGUAAUUAAAACUAGAGUAAACUGUUGGAAUGGCUGUUUUACUUACAUAUUAUCAAAACUAGCGUAACAUAAGCAGAAUAGGUAAGUGCAACACUCCAUUUAGUGUUUUGCCAAAUUGUUGCCAGAAAUCUACAGAUACCAAAAUUUCAGUUCUGAGUUUGUACAGGCAAGUCCUGGACUGGGUAAAAAGUUAUAUUAGUAUUAUUAUCCACAAGUGAUGUGAUUAUGGUUUUCGAUUACUUUUUUUCCAAACCCUGCUUUUGAAAUAUGCUUAUACUUAAAAUCAUAUUGCUAGGACACUAUAUUAGCAUAUUUAAUAUUCCCCAGAUCCUCUUAGGAUAAACUGUGGGAAUCCUCCUAUGCCAGGCCUAUCAAAGGUCCACAUUAGUUUUUAUUUCUCCAGUGAUCAGAAACAUUGAUAUCAAUACCUAUUAAAGUUAGUGGGGGGAAAUAUUAACUUUAUCUACAGUGUAUUACUGUAUAUUAAACUGAAAUAGUCCACAAAGGAUUUUUUAUGAAUUUAUUUUGGAUUAAAAAUAUCAACACCAAUAAGUUUUUAGACCAAGUUGUAACUUUUCCAGUAUAGAGUCUUUGCAUCACAUUGAGGCAUCUUGCACAGCUGCAGUUAAGGUGAGAAAGAAUGCUCUGUGUGAAGAUAGCGUACAAAAUGGGUUCCGGUUUCCUUGCACCUUGUGCAGUAUCCUUUAUUUCUGUGCUGUUCUCUUCUGAGCAUGAAAAAUGAUGAUUAUCCAAUUUGUAUUUCCUUGGUACAUAUUUUAAAAACAACACAGUCAUUGACUUUACAAUUCAGUAAUGAAGUUUGGCAAAGCCUAUUUUGUAAACAAGUUAAUUUUAUAAUGUAAAAAAAAAAGUUAAUCUAACCUUGACUUGUUAUUUGCACUUUCAUAGUCUAUACUUGAUACAUUCCCACUUUAUAUACAGUAGGAUUCUACAAACGUGUAGAUGUUUGGCCAAAUGAAUGCUGUUAAUAAUAUGUAAAAUUCUUUGAUUAAACAUUUAUUACUUAAACUAC